AUGGCCAGCUUUCAAAACUUGCUACCAGCUAAUGGAGCGUGGAAGCAAGAUGUUACUAGUUGGCUACAAGAAGAUGUUCCAAGUUUCGAUUUCGGUGGGUUUGUCGUGGGAUCAGAUGCAAAGAGUGCGACCUUGUGGAUGAAAGAAGUAGGUGUACUCAGCGGUGUUCCUUUUGCUCAAGAGGUUUUCGAUCAAUGCAAAUUAGAAGUAAAAUGGAACUACACAGAAGGCUCUGAGGUGAACCUUCAGAAUGGUGAGAAAAUCAGUAUCGCCAAAGUUCGUGGCGAGGCGCGAAACAUUUUGUUGGCAGAAAGGACUGCAUUGAAUUUGCUCAGCAGGUGUUCAGGGAUUGCUACAGCAUCGCGAAAUUUGAUUAAAGUUGCCCGCGAAGUAGGCUACAAAGGAAUUAUUGCUGGCACUCGCAAAACAACACCCGGGCUUCGCAGGCUGGAGAAAUAUUCCAUGCUUGUCGGAGGUUGCGACACUCACAGAUACGACCUAUCGUCGAUGGUAAUGCUCAAAGAUAAUCACAUUUGGUCUACUGGAUCCAUAACGCGGGCGGUUAAAGAUGCUCGCUCGGUGUGUGGCUUCGCAAUUAAAAUCGAAGUCGAGUGCCAGUCAGAAGAAGAAGCCGACGAAGCAAUUAUGGCUGGAGCAGACGUGAUUAUGCUGGACAACUUCUCUGGAGAAUCUUUGCAAACAGCUGCUCAGAGCCUCAAACAAAAGUGGAAGGGAGAAAAACAGUUUUUGUUGGAAUGCAGCGGAGGACUAAAGCUCAGCAAUAUCCGUGAGUACCUGUGUCAUGAUAUAGACAUCUACAGCACCAGCAGCAUCCAUCAAGGUACUGAUGUGAUUGAUUUUUCUUUGAAAAUAGACGUUGAUCAUUGA
Molecule: messenger RNA, 888 nt
Organism: Lachancea nothofagi CBS 11611
Lineage: Eukaryota; Fungi; Ascomycota; Saccharomycetes; Saccharomycetales; Saccharomycetaceae
Source: the annotation of a GenBank genome assembly